Molecule: messenger RNA, 1707 nt
Organism: Bipolaris oryzae ATCC 44560
Lineage: Eukaryota; Fungi; Ascomycota; Dothideomycetes; Pleosporales; Pleosporaceae
Exons: 7
Coding region: 1-1707 (568 amino acids)
Biological process (GO): regulation of DNA-templated transcription; DNA-templated transcription
Molecular function (GO): DNA-binding transcription factor activity, RNA polymerase II-specific; DNA binding; zinc ion binding
Source: RefSeq, a predicted model, not a curated record
AUGUCGAGCCCCAGCGCGAAACGCGGCUCGGUCCCAAAGAAGAGCGCUUUUUCAUGUGACGUCUGUCGCAAGCGGAAGGUUAAGUGUGAUGGUGGGCAUCCCGUUUGUAACAGGUGUAGGAUCCGUGGCGACGUGUGUAUUUACAAGCUUUCUCCGAGUUUGUCGUAUACGCAGCGGUUAGAGCAAAGAGUUGCAGAACUCGAGGCUUUGCUUGCAGGCUCCAAAGCUGCGUCAAGCGACUCUCCGCCCGACCAUGUUUCAGAAAUACCAUCUCUCACAUCGGGUGUCCUUCCAUAUCCCGUGAUAGCGAGAGCUACUGAGUCUUUGAGGGUUGAAGAAGAUGCAGGAGUGUCGUUCCCUGAGUCCACGAGCCUUUUCCAGCUUCCUAGUAGUAUCCGGACACACCACAUAGGUCAGGACCAAUUGGAUCAAGAGAUGACUGUUAAGAAGCAGAGCUUGAUCAACAAUGCAUGGCGCGAGAGAGCGUUUGAAAAGCUUGCGGAUACGCCUGAGCCCUAUCGAUCUCUCAUAGAUUCUCAUUUCUGCUGGAUCCAGCCACUCUUCAAUUUCAUUUACCGGCCUGCCUUCACACGCGAUAUGAAGACUGGUGGACCUUACUUCUCACAGGCACUACUAAAUGCCGUGCUCUCACAUUCGGUCCGAUGGUGUCGUGGCGAGUCGGGUAUGGAACAAUUACUCGCCCCUUUUGACGCUGGAGCAGCUUUCUCCAAAUGGGCAGUUGAAGAUCUUUUCAGAGAUAUUCAACAUGGAAACAGCAAAAUCCCUACCGUUCAAGCUCUUCUAUUACUUAGCGCUCAACAAUGCGGUUGUGGUAACCGUACUCAAGCUUGGCUAUACAGUGGCAUGGCAUUCCGACUGAUCGACGAUAUAGGUAUCUGCGUCGACGGUAAGCGAUACGCAGAUGUAGGGCAUUUUUCCACUGAAGAUAUUGAAGUGCGCAAUCGCUUGUUCUGGAGUUGUUACUUCUGGGACAAGCUCAUAUCCCUGUACUUUGGCCGGGCUCCCAUGAUUCAAAAUUCCGAGAUCAGUCCACCACGAGUGCUAAUGGAUGACACAGCGGAAAUUGAACCCUGGGUCCCCCAUGGGCUCCCUUCUGUCAGCUAUCGACCAAGACAGGCUCAUUCAAUCUCGUGUUUCAUCCAGAUGUGUAGUCUGGCAGAAAUCUUGAACCAGAUAUUGAUACAUUUAUACAAUCCUUCCCACGAGCUUCCCCCCAGUAAUGCAUACCAAUGUGCAAUCUUGGAAGGCUCCAAAUUGCAAGAUUGGUGGCGAGAUCUUCCCGAACAUCUAAAGAUCAAUCUUGCGGAGAUGCAGUCAGAUUGUCCGCCCAGCCACAUUGUUACCCUCAACAACAUCUGUCUCUAUCAUACGAUAAACAUUUUACUGAAUCGCGCAAAACUUAAAUUGAGCAGGGAGUCUGGCUUGGCGAGCGCCAUGGCUGAUCGUAACCCGCUGAUUCAUUGCGUGUCAUCUGCGACAUCCAUCAUUGCAUUGUAUAGUUUGUACAAGCGCGCUUUUGGUGAAGGUCAUAUUAUCCUGAGCCUGGCGUACAGUGUCUACACCGCGGCUUCAAUAUUCUUGUUAGAACUCCAGGCGAUCGGCCACAGCGCACCAAAUACACUUGAAAGACUCAAUUUCUGCAUAGAUGCCUUGGGGCGUCUGAGGGAGACAAACCCAGGCAAGUAA